AUUUCUUUGAGCGUUGUCAUGCAAGACCGACCACAACUCCUUCGGCGAAAGGCGAUGGAAGUUCUGUUGAUUUGUGAAUUUAUAGCAUGACAUGAACCUUUACUUGGUUGAUGGCUUGCACUCAUGGCUCAUGGUGAUUCUCGGGUUGUAGUUAGGGGAGGAACCAUACUGAACAAGUUUAGGAGAUUCUUGGAGCGACUGUCCCAAGAAAUCGAGGAAGACGACUUAGACGGCUUGAAAUUUCUACUGCAGGGACUAAUUCCAUUAGGACAUCUGGAGAAGUGUAGCAAACCAAGAGACUUGUUUUCGAGAAUGAUACGACAGGAUCUCUUGGGAGAGGACAACUUAGACUACCUUGAGAAACUUUUAACGGGCGUUAAGAGGCUCGAUCUUGUGAAACGUGUAAGAGCUUAUAGACAGAGUGAAUCACCAGGUAAUGUGACAGCAUUGGAUUUUCUACAUUUUUCUUUGUAAUUAGAAUACUGCAGUUAUAUCAAUGGUUGGUUUUUAUAUCAUAAGAUCAAGGACUUAAUUAAUUUAUAAAGGUGCCCGAGAUGAAAGUAGCAGUGUUAUACGUCGAUCAAUUCGAAGCGUCAACGCCCCCCCCCCACCCCUAAGGCAUUUAAACUUUUGCAGAUUGGUUUGUUCAAAUUCCUACCCCCCAAAUUUGGGCCAACAUUGUGUUCAAAUGCCUUACCCAAAUGUCCAACUCAAAUGCCAGAUUUGAUGGUGAACAUGUUUAUUCUGCACAGAAGACUUGACACUUCAGAUUUAAAUUCCCCAUCUCAUCCUGACAAGAUUCAAAUUCCUCACCCCAGGGCAAGGAUGACAGUCAAAUGCCCCCUGGUUGCCUGAUGCCCAGGGAGGGGGAUGUUGAAGCUCCAACUUGAUCAACACCUAACACUGAAUACUACACCAUUGGCAGAACAGAAACCUCUCUACAAGGGCUGGAAACAACUACCAGGGGACUGAGAGCUUCUGUUGUAAUCCAGACAUGUUCCUCUGGGAAAUUUUCCAUUCAGCAGCACAUGAGUGUUACCCAAAUUAGCAAGAUUAGGUCCACCUCACAUGAUCCUUCCAACUUCUCAGACCUUGUAUAGAGGGGUAGCAAAUGGUGGCAAGAAAACUGUGGAGUUAUAAAACUUCAAAAGCUAUUCCCUGAAAUUUUGCAAUGGGUAUGUCAUCAUAACCAUGGUUGACUAUGAACAGCACAAACUUAGUCCAUCACUGAUUAAAGCUGAACAGUUUGUUAUGCUGAAAAGAGGGACUUCUCUUAGUUAAAAUUUAAUGUAGUGAUUAUUACUUGUUCUUUAUUGGUUUAGUUCAUACUGAGCUCGAAACUCAGGGAUAUAGAAUACCUGACUGUGGAAUGUUUCAGGCUCUUAUCAUGAAGUAGCUGGUUUUUGUUGACCUGUACAUCAGAUUUGAAAUAGUGCAAAUUUAUUUAAGGUUGAUUAUCAUAAAUUUUUGAGAGAAAUGGAAAAUGUCUCAGUCAUGAGGAGUUAAGACCAAUCAACCAGUAUUUCUGUUCAUGCUGUGGACAUUUAAAUCAAAGUUUAUUGUCAGUGAUGUUGAGAAGUCAGUAAAAGUGGAACAAUGUUCAGAAAAAGGUGUUAAACAGUUAAACUCUAUAAACUUUAAGAUAAUCAGUGGACUGCAGUUCAAUGUAUCCCAGCCCCGACUGGACUAACAUAUUCCAACAUUGCAAUACAAAAUGAAUAGAAAAAGAAUACAGUGGUUUCUCACAGUAAUUCAUUGUUUUGGAGGACAGUUAGCACUGUUAUAUUUUAAAUAAAAGAAAAAAAUUGAAGAAAGUUUUGAGGGAUUCAAGGCACUGAGGGUCAAAUUAAACUAAGCGUGCUAAGUACAGGAAAUGCAUGAUAAUUAGAUUCAGGGUAACAUGAUUCAAUGAGAACAAGUCAGUUGGGGUGGGGGGGCAAGUAAGAGUUAGGGUAAAAGAGGGUUGACAGGAGUCAAUUGUUUUUUAUGUAGUUCACUAACAAAAUGUCCAUUUUACCAAAGAUAAAUUUUAUUUGUUACUUCUGCAGCUGUGGAGCUGGUUUGUUUCUCUUUUGGUAUGCAAGAAGCAGAUGUCAAUGUGCAACAAAAUCUUGUGCGUAGCAUGAAUGAGUUUCUGGGUUUUGAUCCCUCAGAAAUACAACUAGAAGGAAGUGAGCAAGUGGGAGUCAAUUGGUGGAAUUUAAAUUUUAAAAUCCCCAAUAGGAAGGAAAUGGUAGACAACCUUCGAUGGGCUGCCAUUCACAAACUCCCUUGGCUUAACCAUUGCGGGGUCAAAGCAGUGAGAAUUGGCAAUGAAUCCAAAAUUCUAUUGCAGCCAAUUACACGCUCACUCUCUUUAAUCACUCCAGGUGAGUGCUUGUAACAGUGUGGAUGUUAACUCAUAAAAAUGACAAAGUGGAAUCAACCUGCAAAAUGGUCAUCACAAUUAGUUACUUGAUAUGUCAAUUGAAAGUAAAAGAUGACAAACUUUGGAGAUGAGGAAAUUACUAAAAUGAUAAUAGAGAAAAGUGACAUAGAUGCUCAUGUUCAUAAAUCAAAGCAAAGUGUUGGGCUUUGACUUCAAGCAUUUAACUGCAAAAUUGGAACAGGCUGUGGUGUUUGAACCCUCUCGAGAAUUACAAAAAUUUCAGUCAACAAUAUAAGUUUGCUUAAGAUAUUUAUGUAGUCUUACUGUAAGUUAGUAAAUGAUGUGAAUCAACGAUGACUCAUUUUGAGUCAAGGUUAGAGUUAAAUUUUUUCCAAGCAAUAUUCUUCUCAGCAUAACAGGUGUGGAGAUGUAUAGUGGGAUAUCAAAAAUUAUCUGGUCGAUUACUGUUAGUAAAAUGUGUUUUUCAAUAGGGUGAUAUUUUUGUAGCCCAAGUGCAGUUAGUCGUUUAGAUUUGUUGUUUUGAUAUUAACCCAUUUCACUCUCAAGAUCCCAAUAUCAAUUGCUCAGUCAAUCACACAGUUCUUACAGUCGUCCUUGUAGCCCCAACAAUUUGGUGUUAGAUCAGAGUGCCUAGUUGUUGCUUUGAUGAGUUUUUCCUCAUCACCUCUCACCUUGACAAUUUAAUGAAAUUGUGAGAACUCAGAAGGAAAUAACUAGACUAUAAAAAAUCUACCAGUAACUUUUUCCUUGAUGUUUCCUUUCUUUGCCAUCUCAUCCUAUUUACAGCUGAUAUACAGACUUGUGAACAAAAUUGGAAAGAAUGUUCUGUGCAUUUUGAUAUGCUGUUCUGAGCUGUGAAUUUGUUUUAAUUUUUUUUCUGUUUUCUUUGCUGCAUAUACAGAUUGCAAUCAUGAUGACAAAAACCUGGACCUGAUUCUAGUUGUUGACUGUGCUUUAUCAAAUCCAGUGCUGUUACAACGUCUGAAGACUCAACUGAGGUAUCUGAUCAAUGAUAUUUUCGACAGUUUCCAUCUCAGACUGGCACUCAUCAGUUACCAAAACCAUCAAAGGCAUCCACGCCCUGGAAUGCGAUCUGGUGAUCCUCAAAUCAAUAAAACAGCACUCGUACAAAAAUUUACGGACAGAAGGGAUGCUAUGAAAGAAACCAUAGAGAACUUGCGUCGUCUUGGAAGGCCAGGUGGAACAAGAGGGCUAGCAGAUGGACUGGCACUAGCAGUCCAACUCAGUGAAGUUGGUGAUGACAAUGAUAAGUGUCGCAGAAAUGCCAUCAAAGUCUGCAUAUUACUGCGUGAGUGUAAAGAAAUUCAUUUGUAAUGAAUUAUGAGAAAAGCUACAGGGACUCACUGCCUGGAUAAUGCUUACAGCUGUAGGAUUUUGCCUUGCUUAUAUAAUAACCUCUGUGGCUGCAAAGUAUAGGGUUACUUCCUUGAGGUUGUGGUAAAGCUAUGGAUGAGACAAGACUGCUUUCAUUUAUGCUUUCACAUAGAAAUAUUUAGAUUAUUACUGUAAUUUGAUAAGAUUCAUGAAUCAUGAUUAAUAGCAUUUUGGCUUAAUCAAUUUGAUUGCAGCCAUAUUGGAUCAAAGAAAAACUCUUGAAAAUUUUCGGUGUGAACAUGGCCAUGAUGUGAUGAAGCUCUGUCAUCAGCUUACAAAGAAUUAUGUCACUCUUCAUACUAUUGGGGUCCCCCAGCCAGAGCCAGCAUACAUUCCGGACCCAGCACAUGACUUAGUGACAGACUUUUUCACAGGAAUUUCUCUAAAGACAGGUGGUAAAUUUUUCCAGAUACCCGAUGUCAAAUUUAUUUUUGAGGUAAGAAUUUAAAGGCUCUUUACCCUCACACUCCCAAGAUCAGAGAGAUACAGUAUUGUAUAUAGAUAGAUGGUUUUAUUAAAAUUACCCUUGCAGCCCAAGGGCUGAAUAACAACAAUUUUUACAAGAGUGUAAAAUGUAAAUUAAUCAUAGCUACAAAUUAUAUAAUAAUAAAUUAAGAAAGUUAAUUCAUAAUAUAUAUAUAACAACUUUAUUUAAAUAAUAACAUAUAACAUAUUAUUAUUAAAAAAGGGUUAUAGAAGGGAGGAACUUAAUCCUCAUUGUAAACUAUACCCCAUAAGAAUUUAACAAUAAUAAAGGUUAUCAUUAUGUAAACACUAAUUUUAAUUAAGAUAAAACUAAAAUUAUUCGAAAUCAGAUCAAUUAAUAUAUGAGUUGUACAAGGACAUGCUAUUGGCAAUGGCUUACAAUAAAACUGUCUCUAAAAUGAUUGGUGUUAAAACGCAGGACUUGGAACUUGUGAUUUUCCAUGUUCACAACAUGCCAAGGCAAGGUGGCGGAAGUAGUGAAUAAAGUUUGUGAUUGUUGUUAUUACUUAUCUCUUUAAACAUUGAAUUACAAUUGCCUCUCUCAUUUCAUACAAGGUAGGUAUGUUAAAAACUUCUAAAGCCUGUCUAUAAGAUAAAUCAUUAGUGCCUAUUAUGCGUAGUGCUUACUUCUGCUGGUGUUCUAACUGAUUAGAGAGAUAUUGUGGUAGAGCAGUAUCAAAGACUGGACAUGCAUAUCGUGCAACUGGGCAUAUGCAAGUGGUGUAGAGACUCAGAAGGUCAUUAGCUGGCACUUUUGCAUGCUUUAAUUGGCUAAGAAAGUAGAGAUGCGCUGUGACUUUCUAUUGUGUAUACAAUGUUAGUGAAGCAAGUAAACUUGAAGGAAUUUCUUGUCCUUUUGUGGUUUUUUUUAAAGAUAAUUUUGCAAGUGAAUUGCUGGCAAAAUUUCAAGGGACUACUUUUCAGGAAUUUUCCAAACUCUUGUUUUUAUCCAUAGGAACUUAUAAAAUCUGAUUUUCUGUGGAUGUUAAUAAGUUCUAAAAUUUCAAGGGAAAGUUUUCCCAAAAGUGUGUGGCAACUAUCCUAAGAAAAUUCUCUUCAAUUGAUAAGUCUUGCCAAAUGAACUUCAAGUAAAUUGCUUUCAUGACUUGAUUUUUUGUCAUUUGGUGCACAAGUCAACUGAAAUCUGUUCAUUGACUUGAAUCAAAUCCUGACUGGAGGGUUUUCUUUGAAAAAUGUAAUUACUUGUUGAUAACUUCAUUAAUUUAUCAUUUCACUAUAAUUAUCAUGAUAGUCAUUUUACCAGUUAAGGUCAUGAGAACCUGCAAAAUGUGCUAUGAUAUUACACCAUAGAACAAGUCAAAAAAUACGGAGCAACAAAAUUGCCACUAUGAGCACUCCAAAUUUUGAUUAUUUUUUUCCCUUUUUUAGGCUUGCUUUUUAAAGAAACAACUAUUAAGCACAGCAUAUUUUUUUUGUUGGUCACAAGUGAAACUUGGUGAAUGGUUUUGUUUUUGUUAACCAAAGUUGGUCUUUUACGUCUUCCUUUUGUGUCUUUUACGUCUUCCUUUUGCGAUCAAUAUGAUGUACAGAUAGGCCAUUGGAUGUGUUUUGCAAACUAAAUCAAAGCACCAAGAAAUGAAAUAGUAGUGGAAGAAUAAAUCUUUUAUUUCCUUGCCCCUUUGGGGCUUGGAAAAAUAAUAGUGAGUUGAUACAACUUGCCAAAUGUCCACAUUUAUUAAUUAAAACAGUGUAUGUUAACCAUUGAAUAAGGUGACUAGUAUAUGAUUCUCAUUGACUGGUUUGACAUGCAACUUUGCAUUUAUUGUAUGUAUUAGUCUUAGAGCGGAAACAGCCUAAUAUUAUCUAUUUAUAAAUUUCUGGUUAGUGGAGUGGUCAAAUGAGUCUUGUGAUCUAUAGAAAUUAUGUAUUCCACAUAGGAACCUAUCAAACCUACCUACCUGUACCUGUGGAAAGCAAAUAAAACACAUAGUUUGAUCACUGACAGGUAUCUUAUUUAACCUGGACUACAUUGUAGGGGUUUAUUUGAGUUUUAAUGGAGGUGACUGUUCCUCAAAAAUCAUUGGUCAUGAAUUGAUGACUGAAGUAGCCAGCAAAAUGUAAAAAGGGUACAACAUUACUGGAAAACUUGCCUGCCCUCUUAGUUUAAGAGUCAGUUAGAAGACUUAACGAUUACUGAAUAUUUGUGUUUGAUUGCCUUGGCUAAUUUACCUUUUGAUAGGUUGCCAGGUGUAUAAUUGGUGCAAAUAUCUCUGAGGAACAUCUCUUUGGCACUGCCUAUGACAUUAUUAUUGAGGAAAUCAGAAAGACAGAAGGUGGAGAUGUCUCCCUAGAAGAUCUGAAUAUUAAACUUCAAGAGGGCCUUAAUCAAAGAUCUUUUCAUGUCAGUCGUGUGCUAUUCAAUGGACAAUUGGCCAUUGGACCAGCUACAAAGUUGGCAAAGAAAUUCUCACUGGAUGAAGACUUCCCUAGUGCUUGUGAGACAUUUCAGUCUGCUCUGGAAAAAAGGCGUCAAUCUACCCGUAACAUUGUUGCAGCACCUGGAACACCAAGUGAUGUUGACAUGGAGGAAGCACAAACUACCACCUCGCAAUUUUCAUUAUCAACUGAUUGUGUAAUAACCACUGAAGUCUCAGAGAGGAUACUCCAGAGAGUUGUUCAACGGAGAUUCUGGCCUGGAUAAUGAUUAAGGCAUAAAAUUUUAAUUCUGUAUCUGGCAUACAUGCAUGCAAAUUAGCUGGUUAACAUAGAGGUAUGCUACAUUUUGUAUCUGUAUGCAGUAUUCACCCAAGCAAAUUCUACUUCUUUGUAAGAGUCUAGUCAACACAUUUUCAAAUAUUAUUUCAAAGGUGGAGAAAACUCCAUUAGGAUGCCACAUAGUGGAAGAAAUAUUUUAAAAUCAUUCUUAAAAGACAUUUGUUAGUCAGAAUAUUGUUGGCUAGUCAUAAGGUAUGCAAUUCAGUGCACCUUAUAAUGAUAUUCCACUCUUGUGAUGUAGUUCAUAUGGUUCAGUUUUACCCUUGGUUCAAAUGUCAUUAUCCUUUGUUUCAAAUGAAUUUGCAUCUAUUCAAUAUUUUUGAAAAAGAAAAAAAAAGGAAAAUUUAAUGCAAACCAAGGAGAAAAUUGAUGGAAAAGCUCCACAGUAUUCUGACUGUGAAAUACCAGCAACUUUUGUGAAAUGUCAGGUGUACCACAAGUAAGAGUUUAAUGUUUGACUAACUAAUACCUUGACAUGAAAACCAGAAGAUGCCAGUUCACAGUCAGUGCUUACAUGAACAACAAGAUCCCCCUUCUGAAAGAUGGGAGAGGAGUGGUUGACAUGUACCCUGGGAUUUCUUUUAGCCAUAUGUAAAGGUACAUUCAUAGUUUAGUAAAUUGAGGAUCUUAUUUCUUAACUUUCUAAACCAAGACCUUUCAUAUCUUAUUAUUAGCUGCACUUUUUAUGUUGUGGUGCAAAUAGCCAAAGGAAGCCCAAGCAUGAGAAUGCAAGGGAGAAUUACAUUAUAAAACAUUUAUUGUCCACUGGACGCUAAAGAGUAUUUAAGCAAUAGACCACGCUUUCCAUGUAUCAGUCUUCCAGUGCAAUAAUCCAUGUAUGAUUUUGGGAAAACAUAUGAAAAAUCUGUAAGUCAUGAGCUGGAGGUAAGUGAUUUACAAAUUUUUUUAAGUGUUCUUCUAACAUUCCUCAUGGGUUAUUAUGCAGGUAAACUAACAGAGAGUGGCCUUUAGCUUUUUUAUGAAAAAAACUGAAAGCAGAACAUAGUUGUCUGAUUAUUUAAACAAAGGUUAGCCAUUGUUUAACAAAACCACAUCCUAAACAAUCCUCAAUUUUGGUAAAAUUUUUAUCAGAGCAUUUAUUUUUGUGAACAGUAUAAAGAGGGCUGAAAGCUAACAGCAGAAGGGCAUUUAUUUAAUUAAAUCCUCCCCCUUAUAUACCUUAGGAAGCCUGAGGUCCACUGAAUGUGCAAAACUGUGGUUUGGGUUACACUUUGUUUAAAUAACCAGCCCAGUAUGUUUCAAUUUUUCUAUGGGCUCAUCAGUGCAAUGAAUGAUAGGUUUCUGAUCAAUAAGGUUAUAGAUUAAUUUUCAUUUUCUUUUAAGAUUGAAUUUCCAUGAAAUCAUUCAUAAAUAUACAAUUUAAAUAGUGUAAAAUUGGACCAAGACACAGUUUAUGGCUCCAGCUGCAUAACAACUGGAGCCAAGAAGGAAUACGUCUGAAACAGUUUCUUAUUAUGUGAAUGAUGUCAACCAAAUGUUACCAAAGUCAGAUUGUAUAUCCUUGACUUUAUAACUGUUAUGCUGCUCUGUAAGAAUUGACACAUUUUGAUGUCAUGUAGUUAUAAUAAAAAUGAUCAAAAGUUUGGAAUGAAGAAAUUAGGUCAUAACGUUUUACAUAUUACCCAAUAUCAAUUUUUAUAUCAUUUUUGCUGCCAUUUUUGCCAUAUAGAAGGGCUGUAUAUUUUAGGUUUGCUGCUUUCUCACAGGAACCCUAAAGGUGAUACAAAAAGGCUGCAAUAAAUUAUAAGUUUGCUGUGAGGGGUGUUAAGAUAUUAUUCUAAGUAGUAGG
This is a messenger RNA of Pocillopora meandrina, 8816 nucleotides long. The record is from the annotation of a GenBank genome assembly. Lineage: Eukaryota; Metazoa; Cnidaria; Anthozoa; Scleractinia; Pocilloporidae.